This is a messenger RNA of Coregonus sp. 'balchen', 24674 nucleotides long. NCBI's taxonomy places the organism in Eukaryota, Metazoa, Chordata, Actinopteri, Salmoniformes, Salmonidae. The record is from the annotation of a GenBank genome assembly.
AUGUGUAUAAACACAAGGAUAAAUUGUGAAGUUGAUAAGAGGUUGUGGACCUGGCUGGAGUACUGCACCACGCCCACCCGGGUGGCGUUCGCCCCCACGUCCAGAGUGUGGAUGAUGUCAAUCAUGAACUUGCGCAUGGUCUCGAACUCGUGGGGCCGCACACUUCGAGAGCCGUCAAUAAUGAACACCAGGUCCACUGGGCCGGACUUGCACUUCUGCUCCGGUCCUGGUUUAGGCGAUGUGAGAAUGUGUGAAGCCAGAGUGGGAAAUCAUGAAUAUCACAUUAGCUACGGCAUAAGCAUACAAUUAAACAGUAAUUUUGUAUUAAUUUCAUUAACUUCCUUGCAAAGCAAGUUCUCAUUUUGAUUUGAUCUUGGAAGAAGAUAUAAGAUGCAAGAAGCAAUUGAAUGUGGGCUGAACUGCAAUCCAUUCAUGGUCUUUUUAUUACUUCACAGUUGGACUUGGCUAACCUGCUUUAGGCCUAGCCGCGGCCUGGGUGGCCAAAGCUAGCAGGACAGACACACAGACACACAGCUCUCUCAUGUUCAGGGCGUUGGUCUGGGAGCCGGACCUCUCGGGGCUGGGUUAGAGCUGAGUUUAGGCAGGCUUCAAACUGCACUGCAACGAGAGAACACAGAACAAAACAGGUAAUCUACAGUACUUUACCACUAGCACAUUCCUGCCCAGCCCUAUGAUAAAAAUCUUGACACCAAACAGAUGGCGGAGGUAUAGAGGAGUAAUUCCUAUCCUAAUAGACGGCUACACAAAGGAUUAAUCUGCGAAAGGCAUGCUGUCAAUUCAAACAGGCAUUAUAAAAGGGACUUCUCUUCUUCAGUCCUGAGAGAGGUGUCCUGGUGAAGUUUAUCGUUAUCGCUCAGAUAACUGUACCUCGAAGAGUAGUUGUUGUCAUUCAUUGGCCUCAUUUUGGUCAAUUUGUGAAUGCCCAAUGGAAGCAACUUCCUCAGAGAGCGUAGGCAGACAUCACAUCAAAGACAACAACUGUGCAGUGUGCUUUGCCUACUUGGGAUUUUUUUGUGUCUGUAAAAUUAAUUAUGUGAGAAAUGUUGGUGGAAACACUUUUAUGCACAAAUAUUGAUAUAAUAACCAUCAUAUCGAAGUAAACUUGGAGUCACUCGAUGAUAUGUUGUGUGGUCCUCCCACUACGACUUGUCGAGAAAGCAUGCAGUUUAUUAGGCUACAGAUGAAAUCAAUUAUUAACUUCACAGGGUGGUGAAAGUGCAAGGUGAUGAGCUUGAUGCGCCUUCCAAUAAAUAUUAAGGGUCUUAAUAUGGUGACAUGAUAAUCGAUGCUUGGCUUGCUCUUUUGUCCAUAAUAAUAAUCUCAUCACGUAGGCUAUAUGUGCGCUCUAUCCAACAGCGUGCAGAUAGCACUGUUGUCUAGAGCGGACAAGCCAAUAGCAUCAGUAGAGUUGAAAAUGCGAUGGAAACCCAUUUUGCUUUUUAUUUUUUUUUCGGUAAGAGGAAAUUGAACCACAAAAGGUAUUUGAAGUGCACUACGUCAUCACGCACAGCUUUUUAUAUGCAACAAGACAAUUUGAUGGAAACACAUGUUGUUUUUAUGUGGAUUUUAGUAUAUUUGCAUGACAAUCUGUCACCAAUUGGAUGGAAAUCUAGCAAGUGAGAGCAAAUUAAGGAGUAGACAGAGGUUUAUUAAGAGAGACACAAAGAUGGAGAGAUCAGGACCUUGCAAAGAGCCCACAUCCAGCUCAGAGAGACCCUUAUGCAUUGUGGUCUUGAUCAGUCCCCUCUGAGACCCAGUGCAGAACUCUAGAAAUAUGUUUUAGUAGCCUCCUUCUGUAAUCAAGUGCAUGUGUGCAGGUACAAAGAUGCCUCAGUGUGCCCCACUACUACCUAACCGACACAGCAGCGCCCUUACCAACAGAUACACUCUAAUUAGGCAUUAAGAAAAACAUUCAGUUCACUUUAAUAUUCCCCUGUUAAUCCACUGCACUGAAUGGACUGAUACAGUGUCUAUAUGGGUGGUGGAAUUCUACAUUAUGUAAUGGUAUGAGUUGUGAAUUCCAUACAGUAUACUAUGUAAUUGGAUGCUAAAUACUGGAGCUGUAAUCAAGCAAUUAUAGCACAUUUGACAAAAGAAAAAUAAGAUCUAUUCUACAAUACUGGAUAAAAAUAUAAACGCAACAUGCAACAAUUUCAAAGAUUUUACUGUGUUACAGUUCAUAUGAGGAAAUCAGUCAAUUGAAAUAAAUAAAUUAGGCCCUAAUAUAUGGAUAUCACAUGACUGGGAAUACAGAUAUGCAUCUGUAGGUCACAAACACCUUUUUUUUUUAAAUGGACCUCACAAUGGGCCUCAGGAUCUCAACACAGUAUUUUUGUGCGUUCAAAUUGCCAUCGAUAAAAUGCAAUUGUGUUCAUUGUCCGUAGCUUAUGCCUAACCAUACCAUAACCCCACUGCCACCAUGGGGCACUCUUGUUCACAACGCUGACAUCAAUAAAACCGCUCGCCCACACGACGCCAUGCACAUGGUCUGCGGUUGUGAGGGCGGUUGGAUGUACUGCCAAACUCUCUAAAAUGACGUUGGAGGCGGCUUAUGGUAGAGAAAUUAACAUUGAAUUAUCUGCCAACAGCUCUGGUGGACAUUCCUGCAGUCAGCAUGUGAAUAUCAAGCUCCCUCAACUUGAGACAUCCGUGGUAUUGUGCAUUUGGAAAAUGUCUGGGAUCUUUUAUUUCAGCUCAUGAAACAUGGGACCAACACUUUACAUGUUGCGUUUAUAUUUUUGUUCAGUGUAGGUAUGAAAAUAAACAGAUUGAGCUCUGCAUACGAUUCUUCAUCACAUGGGAGUAGCUAAAAUAGUAUGGAAGAAGAUAUGUACAUUCUUUCUACAGAUCUUAUGUGAAACUUUUCAAAAACCAUGUGGCAUAUGUUGCUGACAAGCCCAAAAUAACAGGCCUAGAUGUCAGUGCUCACCCUUGGGGAGUAAUCCCACUAAUGCAACUUCCAUACUUCCCUUACACCGGCCCCCAUACGCCCUGAGUUCACAGUGAACUAUCAAUUAUAUCAGUUCUACUGUGUGGGUUGUGGCUCCCUGGAAGUGCAGAUUACUUUUAUUCUGGUUUCCUACUUUAUAUAAAACACAUUCUCUGCUAUUUGUUUUCAGAGACACACCACUCAAUUCUUAAUGCAAUUAGCAGCUCCUGCAUAGCUGUUAGACAAGCACUCACUGCCUGGUUGGACAUUACUCUUGUCUUUGGGCAUUCUCUUGCUAUCUCCUGCAGUGUUUGUGGAAGCAAGGGGUGUGAGAACCCUGUACCUGAGAAACAGGUGACUAUCUCUCAAUACAAACAACCGGGGGACACACACACACACACACACACACACACACACACCGCUACUGGAAUAAGAAUGGAGAGAGGGGUGGGGGUAAAAGUAAUACACUAACAUUAGCGCUAACACACAGUAUCCAUAUUAGUGAGUCACAGUGAAGUCACAGGCAGAGGAGCUGUAUUGAAUGGAGUGGUGUGGCUUCUCUGAGGAAGUAAAGCACAGUAGCUGUAGAACCCCUGUUGGGACAUGCAUGGUGACUUCCUCUUUUUACAUUUAGCACCGCUACCAGACCAUGCAGAGCCUCAUCAGGGAGGAAGAAACUGGGGAAGAGAGGAGAGAAGGUGAGUGAACCAGCUCCAGAAUAAGCCGCAUAGAAGGAGGAAUGGGUAAACCAGAUGGGUUGGCCAAAAAAUAAAAUGUAUGAAGGUCAGUGUUUGCGUUUUCCCUGUAAUCAUCAAGAUCAGGAUUUGGGAAGAUUGAGCUGUCUCUAGAUCUGUGCCUAAGAGAAACGUCUACCUGGGGCUAGGGGAGAUGAGAGGGGGGAAAUAAGGAGGGGGGGGGUAUGGAGGAAGAGUGUGCACACUGUGAGUUAGCUGUAGGCCUACAUUUCUCUAUGGGAUAUCUGUUUAUGAUAUAAGUAAAAAAUCUGCGUAACCCGAAGGAUCUCCAAGGGGUAAGUCCUGACAGUUAAAACAUUCUUCCCAGUUUGAGUUUAACAGGGGUCUCAGGCACACGGGGGAGGCUGAUAGAAAGCAAAGGAGGGAGCAAGAUGUAGAGGGGAGAGAGAGGUGGGAGAGGAAGGGAGAGUGAGUGACACAUUCGGAAUGAGUGAAGAGAGCAGUUAUGUGGCUGGCUCAGUGGCUGGUAGGGAGUUGAGUGACAGCUUGAGCCCAUAUUCAGUUUAAGACACAGCAGCUUCUUGUUCUUGCUCGAUUGGAAGCAGAUGUGGACUUUGCUACUGUUAGUUGUUUCUCCUGCCUCCUAAACUCCUCACCUCCAGUCAGCCAAUGUGCACCCAGCACAUACAGCCAGUCAGCACCCUCAUAUUCUCACUCUAAAGUACACAAUGUUGAGUUGGUUACUGGGUUGUAAAGAAGACAUUUUUUUGAGAUGUGGGUUUUUUAACUGGGAGAUGUGGGUUUGUUGGAUAUUAUCCUGUUUGAUGAUAGUUUCUAAAUAAUGCAUUCUACUAAAUUAUAUAGUGUAAGCCAAGUGUUGUUUAAGGUAUACGUUUCAAUUUAAAAAUAGUAUUUCAUCAAAUUAGAUAGGCAAAUACAGAUUUUUCGAAUUCCAUACCAUCCCAAGGAACUCUCCAAAAGACAACAAUCUAGUCCAGCACAAACAGAUAUAGGCUACCAGCAGCUACUGCUGCUAUUUCUAUAUACAGUAAUGUACUAGCCUACCACUACUAUAAACAAUAUCAUUUGUAAUAAUAAUAGUCAUAUCAAUUAAGUUUUACUUUCAUAAUAAAUAAAAAUAUGUCCCCAAAGUGUACCAUGACUGUGUAGUGCAUACCUAACCUCGAUAUGACUAAGCAGUACACUCUUAGAAAAAAAGGGUUCCGAAGGGGUUCUUCGGCUGUCCCCAUAGGAGAACCCUUUUGGGUUCCAAGUAGAACCCCCUGUGUAAAGGGUUGUACAUGGAACCCAAAAGGGUUCUACCUGGAACCAAAAGGGUUCUUCAAAGGGUUAUCCUUUGGGGACAGCCAAAGAACCCUUUUAGGUUCUAAAUAGUACCUUUUUUUUCUAAGCGUGUAUGGCUGUGUAUAAAUUAGCUACACCUCAAGACUAGUCUGCAGAUUGGCAACUCUUACUACUACCCUGUUGUGUCAACAUCAGAAACGACAUCAGAACACCUAAAAAAGUCCCACAGCAGCACUAAUGAAGGAUCAGACAGGCAUUUCCUCACUGGGUCAUGUUGCCUGGUUAACCAAACUAUUUAUUAGCCCAUAGACAAGAAGCAAAACAAAACACAUGUUUGGUUUCUCAUUUUAAAUACACACUGACCUAUAGAGAUGCAGUUAGAUGAUUGAUCCCGUCUCUAUGUCCACCUCUCCACUCGUAUCAGAUAACCUUUUCAACACAUCAAAUUUUAAGGGCACAUUCUAUGGCCCUAGCCCUGUGGUUAAUAAGAAAGAGCUCUUUCUCUCUCUCCCUUGCUAUUCCUUAGAAUGUAUUUACUAUAGAGAUGCAGUUAGACUCAGUGAAUACUGACAAAUGACACACGCACUCUCUCCAUUACAUUUUCAGCAUCACUGCAGAUAACGGAUUCCUUGGACACCGCCCACACGUACCAACCCGGGGAUUCGCUAACUCACCUGGCGACGGUGCUGGGUAGGACAGAACCUUGGGCGUCAGAAUGGAACAGGUACUGCGGUAAAUGCAAAAUCCACACACACACACAAAACUCCUGCUGUGACUCACAAAAUGUCAGUGCAAAAGCAGUGGUAUCCAAGCCUCUCCAAAGUCACCAAGCUGGGAAGAAAGAGUUCCGGUGCAAAAAGUGAAUGGAAAGAAUGUCCUUUUAUGUUGUGCAGUUGUUUAGCCUUGUCUCAACUAUUAUUCUGUCAUGGAAUGAAGGAGCAGAGGUUCGUGCAGGUAUUAGAAACCAGGCAAUGAGAGUUAAAGUGUAGACCCCACCCACCUUUGAAAUAGGAACAGCUGGGAAGGCACAGCACACAUGCCAGGACUGGGAUGCUCUUGUGCCUUUUGUACAGUGUAGAACAGGCUACAAUAAAUUCGAGCUUUUUACUUUCUUAAAUAAAAGUCGGGUACAUUUAGCAUUAAUAAAAUGUGUAGAAUUUAUGGUAUUUCUAAAGUUGUAUAAAACGAUCUAAUAGGUUUCCCACUGUGCUUUUUCUAAUGGGCAAUGUUAAAACUGUAACAACAACUUAACAAUAACAACAAUAAAAGUAAUUUUAAGCGUUUCGGUAAAAACCUGAGGGAUGAGGCUGGAGAAAAGGAACUACUCUCAAAUUCAUAUAUGGAUGCCAAGACUGACCAUCCAUGAUAUCAAAAGUAUAAUUUUAACCAUGUUUUCAGGCUAUACAGUAUGUGUUUACAUUUACUUUGUUUACAAUUAUUUACAAUGGUUAAAUAAAGGUUAAAUAAAUAAAAAAAAUUUGGGUUCUGAUGGGGAAUGACAGUUAUUUCUAGGUUUUAUAGGUUAUAUUCUUGAAGAAUCAAUGGGUACAUAUGAUUAAUUUAUGUCCAAAAAUGGAUGUCGCAAGUGCAGAUUGUCCCUUUAAAGUCUAUAUGAGGGGAAAAUGACAGUGAAGUUAUAGCGUGACAAUUCUAUGAGACAUUUUAAUAUCAAUAGCUAUGUCUAUAGAAACUGAGACCAGCAUUUAAAACUGAACAUAUUCCACUGGUACAUAAAGUCAGUGGGAAAACUUGGGUGUUUUUGUUGUAUUGCUAUGAUGUGUUUGGCCUAUGGGUUUGCUAGUGAUGGGCAGUUGUUGUCCAGUGUGUUCAAGCCCCAAUUGUAUUAUACUGAUCCGCUAUCUAAGCACUCAUCUUGGAGUUUUCUCACAGGUAGUUUGACCUCUGGAAAUUUAUGAGGACGUUUUUUACUUAGGCCCUCUGCACAACAGCCACAGCAAGAGUGUCAGAACCAAUUAUGGGUCCUCCGUCAUCAAAACAGUUUAUUUUCCCUCUUUCCCGUCUCUAUGUCCGCCUCUCCACUCGUAUCAGAUAACCUUUUCAACACAUCAAAUUAUAUAAGCGCACAUUAUAUGGCCCUAGCCCUGUGGUUAAUAAGAAAGAGCUCUUUCUCUCUCUCCCUUGCUAUUCCUUAGAAGAUUAUUUUUAUUUCAAUGUUUUUUUAACCCUUAUUUUACCAGGUAAAUUGACUGAGAACACAUUCUCAUUUACAGCAACGACCUGGGGAUAGUUACAGGGGAGAGGAGGGGGAAUGAAUGAGCCAACUGGAAGCUGGCGAUGAUUAUUGGAAAGAGAAUUCUCAAAUGUGGUUCUCUUUGUUCAGAGAGCUGAGCGGUGCCAUUUAGUUAGUCUUUAUUCUGAUGGCAACAUGUUGUUCAUUUGUUAAGCAAGAAAUGUAGUAAAAACCAAUGCAUUCUAUCACGUCACCUUAUGGGUGAAGGAAGAUUAAACAAGCAUAAUGUGUCUUUCAUAAGAACAGAAUGUAUCUAGAAUGUCUUUCCUGACACAAUAUUCCAAACAUAAAUUAUCAUGAGAUUAGAACAUAGUGAUUCAAAUGCAAACCAAACGCUGACAGCACACAGUACUUUGCACAGAAAUGGAGGGGAAGAAAUGACACAGGGUUUCUGUUUAUAAAAUGCAGUAUCACUCUAUGGACUGUUUAGCAGAGAGAGAGAGAGAGAGAGAGAGAGAGAGAGAGAGAGAGAGAGAGAGAGAGAGAGAGAGAGAGAGAGAGAGAGAGAGAGAGAGAGAGAGAGAGAGAGAGAGAGAGAGAGAGAGAGAGAGAGAGAGAUCCUGCCACUGCAUUGUUCAGGAAUUAAAACAUCCACUUUCUCUCUCCUACCCGUAUGCACACCUAACAUCAUAGUAGAAACUAUCUUCGGCAUUUUAUUGUAUACAUUAUAACCUUCUUUCUUUGCCAGGUACCUGUAUUACUCCUUUGGGAAUAUCCUUUAUAGCAUAGUGGGCUCAGAAUAUAUAUCUCAGUUAAAAUAUGUCAAUUAAAAGGAUAUUGCAAGAUUUUGCCAAUUAAGCCUUUUUUCUACUUACCCAGAGUCAGCAUGCUAGCUGUUCUGGUAGACUUCCAGUCAUUACGCAAAUGAUAGUUAGCAAUGACUCGCAAAACUACCUUCAACUUCCUUCAAACUGCACACAGGUACAUAAAAAGAUGGUACCUACUGACUCUGGGUAAGUAGAAAAGGGGAUUAAUUGCCAAAAUGUUGCACUCUCCCUUUAAACCCACACUUCCCGGCGAUGGCAAUCAAGAAAACAAUAAUUAGUUUUUAUAAUGGUAGGCUAAUUUGUUAUUUUACUUUAAUAUGAAUAUAGAGAAAAAAAUAAGUUCACCUAAAUCAAUUAUGGGAUUGUAUAGCUGUUGAAAUGAUGGGAAAAUGAUGGCAAUAAUCUUGCAGAGGCUUCACUCUUCUAACAGAGGAACAACAAUGGAGAGUUUGUCUCUUUUUUAAGUGAUUUCUAUUCAUUCAGCAGACUGGACCAAAGUUUCUCUCCACUGCCAAGAGUGACCAGGGAGUCAGUGAGACAGUAUCUGCAGUUUCGCCCUGACCAAUCUGUGCGAAUACUCCAUGCAAAGGUCGCCCAGAAAUCAUACGGCAACGAGAAACGGUAAGUCGACAAGGCCCCCACCUGUUAAACACUAUCCAAAUAUCUCUCAUCAAUCAUCUAACUCUUGGUUUGUGACCUAUUGACUGGUUGUAAAGUGGGCGGUCACGUGUGUUUUGCAAGGUAGAGGACCCUGGUUCAAGCCCAGUCAGGAGAAUGUUCAGGGAGGCAGCGCUAUAUGCUAAGCUAGCACACUGACGUCGGUGAUAUAUGCAGGGAGUUUAGUGGGCAAACUAGCCUUAGCCAGAUUGCAGGUGCUUUUUGUAUGGUAUGAAGGAACAUUGUGUGUCUACAUACAAUAGGUUCUUCUGCCCUCCUCCUUGUGUUUACAUCAGUGGCUCAGGAUGGAAACUGAAACAAGACCUUUUGAAAGGUGAGCCUGAGGAUACAUGUUCCCCCACACAUUUGGCAAUUAUUUAUCCAGUAAGCAAUUAAAGUACUGUACUACAUGAUCUGACUUAAGCUCUGUAAUCCUACCCAGCCACUGGUGCAGGGGACUCCUGCUACAGACUCUGUGGUUAUAUGGGCCUGGACAGCUCCUGUGUGGCCCAGGCAGACACCUUCAAACUAGCCUUCGAGGACCAGCCUGAUGCCAGGGUGAGAGGAGGAAUCUAAAUACAAAUAUAUCAAGGUGAAAAGGGUCUCCCGUUUUAUGACAAAAACAUGGCCUCCUGUGUUUCCAGCCUGACCUCAAGACUGACCACUGUACAGGGCUGUGGAGUAACUGAUUACAUGUAAUCUGAUUAUAAAAAACCUGUAACUGUAAUCGGUUACGUUAACAGCUAAAAUAUUGUAAUCAGAUUAUAGAAAAACAAGUUGGUUACUUCUUGGAUUACUUAUAAUUUCAGAAAAAUAUACUGAACAGAAAUAUAAAUGCAACAUGCAACAAUUUCAACGAUUUUACUGAGUUACAGUUCAUAUGAGGAAAUCAGUCAAUUUAAAUAAAUAAAUGAGGCUCUAAUCUAUGGAUUUCACAUGACUAGGAAUACAGAUAUGCAUCUGUUGGUCACAGAUACCUUUAAAAAAAUUUGACCUCACAAUGGGCCUCAGGAUCUCAUCACGGUAUUUUUGUGCAUUCAAAUUGCCAUCGAUAAAAUGCAAUUUUGUUCGUUGUCCGUAGCUUAUGCCUAACCAUACCAUAACCCCACCGCCAGGUCAGGUUUGUAGGCCUCCUUGCUCGCACAAGCUUUUUCAGUUCUGCCACCCCUGUGCUUCACGGUUGGAUGGUGUUCUUCGGCUUGCAAGCAACCCCCUUUUUCCUCCAAACAUAACAAUGGUCAUUAUUGCCAAACAGUUGAUUUUUGAUUCAUCAGACCAGAGGACAUUUCUCCAAAAAGUACGAUCUUUGUCCCCAUGUGCAAUUGCAAACCGUAGUCUGGCUUUUUUAUGGUGGUUUUGGAGCAGUGGCUUCUUCCUUACUGAGCAGCCUUUCAGGUUAUGUCGAUUUAGGACUCAUUUUACUGUGGAUAUACAUACUUUUGUACCUGUUUCCUCCAGCAUCUUCACAAGGUCCUUUGCUGUUGUUCUGGGAUUGAUUUGAACUUUUCGCACCAAAGUACAAUCAUCUCUAGGAGACAGAACGCGUCUCUUUCCUGAGCAGUAUGACGGCUGUGUGGUCCCAUGGUGUUUAUACUUGCGUACUAUUGUUUGUACAGACGAACGUGGUACCUUUAGGCGUUUGGAAAUUGCUCCCAAGGAUGAACCAGACUUGUGGAGGUCUACAAUGUUUUUUUCUGAGGUCUUGGCUGACUUCUUUUGAUUUUCCCAUGAUGUGUAAGCAAAGAGGCACUGAGUUUGAAGGUAGCCCUUGAAAUACAUCCACAGGUUCACCUCAAAUUGAGUAAAAUGAUAUAAAUUAGCCUAUCAGAAGCUUCUAAAGCCAUGACAUCAUUUUCUGGAAUUUUCCAAGCUGAUUAAAGGCACAGUCAACUUAGUGUAUGUAAACUUCUGAACCACCGGAAUUGUGAUACAGUGAAUUAUAAGUGAAAUAAUCUGUCUGUAAACAAUUGUUGGAAAAAUUACUUGUGUCAUGCACAAAGUAGAUGUCCUAUCCGACUUGCCAAAACUAUAGUUUGUUAACAAGACAUUUGUGGAGUGGUUGAAAAACUAGUUUUAAUGACUCCAACCUAAGUGUACAGUGGGGAAAAAAAGUAUUUAGUCAGCCACCAAUUGUGCAAGUUUUCCCACUUUAAAAAAUGCUACGCUCCUGUAAAUUGUAUUGUAUGUGUGAGGCACGUUCUCAAUAAGCAAGAUAUAGCCUAGGCCCUACCGUUGAUAUGGUGUUAUAUGAGUGAAUAAUUUGAACACGUCAACUAUGACAGACAAAAUGAGAAAAAAAAUCCAGAAAAUCACAUUGUAGGAUUUUGAAAUCUUAGAGUUAAGUGGGUUCAAUUCUUCCUAGAAGUUGGACGUGCCAAAAUGGGGAUUUACAGAGAAAACAAAAAACUUAUUUUAAUGAAAACAGUAGUUAUUUUACUGCAUAGAUGUAUGUAUGUAUGUAUGUAUGUGAUCCAACUGUUAAAUUGAGUGUUCAUCAAAAUGUACAUACAUAAUUCCUGAGGGACAUAAAAAGCACUCUAUUCGUGAAACGACCCUACUGUGGGACAAAAAUACAAUACAAGCUCAGUCCAAUGCAGUCACAAAUGUAGAUUAAAUUACAAGUAUCUCUCCAUUUUUUCCACAUAUACUGUAUUUGCUUGAAAGGAGUUUCUUGGAGUUAUGAUAUACAGUGGGGAAAAAAAGUAUUUAGUCAGCCACCAAUUGUGCAAGUUCUCCCACUUAAAAAGAUGAGAGAGGCCUGUAAUUUUCAUCAUAGGUACACGUCAACUAUGACAGACAAAAUGAGAAAAAAAAUCCAGAGAAUCACAUUGUAGGAUUUUUAAUGAAUUUAUUUGCAAAUUAUGGUGGAAAAUAAGUAUUUGGUCAAUAACAAAAGUUUCUCAAUACUUUGUUAUAUACCCUUUGUUGGCAAUGACACAGGUCAAAGGUUUUCUGUAAGUCUUCACAAGGUUUUCACACACUGUUGCUGGUAUUUUGGCCCAUUCCUCCAUGCAGAUCUCCUCUAGAGCAGUGAUGUUUUGGGGCUGUCGCUGGGCAACACGGACGUUCAACUCCCUCCAAUGAUUUUCUAUGGGGUUGAGAUCUGGAGACUGGCUAGGCCACUCCAGGACCAUGAAAUGCUUCUUACGAAGCCACUCCUUCUUUGCCCGGGCGGUUUGUUUGGGAUCAUUGUCAUGCUGAAAGACCCAGCCAUGUUUCAUCUUCAAUGCCCUUGCUGAUGGAAGGAGGUUUUCACUCAAAAUCUCACGAUACAUGGCCCCAUUCAUUCUUUCCUUUACACGGAUCAGUCGUCCUGGUCCCUUUGCAGAAAAACAGCCCCAAAGCAUGAUGUUUCCACCCCCAUGCUUCACAGUAGGUAUGGUGUUCUUUGGAUGCAACUCAGCAUUCUUUGUCCUCCAAACACGACGAGUUGAGUUUUUACCAAAAAGUUCUAUUUUGGUUUCAUCUGACCAUAUGACAUUCUCCCAAUCCUCUUCUGGAUCAUCCAAAUGCACUCUAGCAAACUUCAGACGGGCCUGGACAUGUACUGGCUUAAGCAGGGGGACACGUCUGGCACUGCAGGAUUUGAGUCCCUGGCGGCGUAGUGUGUUACUGAUGGUAGGCUUUGUUACUUUGGUCCCAGCUCUCUGCAGGUCAUUCACUAGGUCCCCCCGUGUGGUUCUGGGAUUUUUGCUCACCGUUCUUGUGAUAAUUUUGACCCCACGGGGUGAGAUCUUGCGUGGAGCCCCAGAUCGAGGGAGAUUAUCAGUGGUCUUGUAUGUCUUCCAUUUCCUAAUAAUUGCUCCCACAGUUGAUUUCUUCAAACCAAGCUGCUUACCUAUUGCAGAUUCAGUCUUCCCAGCCUGGUGCAGGUCUACAAUUUUGAUUCUGGUGUCCUUUGACAGCUCUUUGGUCUUGGCCAUAGUGGAGUUUGGAGUGUGACUGUUUGAGGUUGUGGACAGGUGUCUUUUAUACUGAUAACAAUUUCAAACAGGUGCCAUUAAUACAGGUAACGAGUGGAGGACAGAGGAGCCUCUUAAAGAAGAAGUUACAGGUCUGUGAGAGCCAGAAAUCUUGCUUGUUUGUAGGUGACCAAAUACUUAUUUUCCACCAUAAUUUGCAAAGAAAUUCAUUAAAAAUCCUACAAUGUGAUUUUCUGGAUUUUCUGUUCUCAAUUUGUCUGUCAUAGUUGACGUGUACCUAUGAUGAAAAUUACAGGCCUCUCUCAUCUUUUUAAAUGGAAGAACUUGCACAAAUGGUGGCUGACUAAAUACUUUUUUCCCCCACUGUAAAUUCCAGUCGUACUUUAUCAAAGGCGUAUUCAAAGUCAGCUUCUUAGACUUGCUUUCAAUGAGAAUUACAUAUCUAUAAGACACAUUUCUAUUUGAAUUUGAUUGGGUCGCCCAAAAAGUAACAUAUUGCAGCUUUAACCACUCUCAAAUUCAUAGACAGAGCUAUGGAUACAAGGACUGACUAUCCAUGAUAUAAUAAUGAUAGUUUUAACCAUGUUUUGGCAAUAUAGUGUUUGUUUACAUUUAUUUUGUUUACAAACAUUGGAGUAAAACAAGCUUAUAUUUUUGGGUUCUGAUGGGGUACAACAGUUGAAGUAAGCUCAUUUAUAAGUUAUAUUCUACAAGAAUCAUUGGGUAUAUAUAAUUCAUUUAUCAGAAAAUGGAUGUAGCAACUGCUGAUUGUACCUUUAAGUGGAAAAUAAUCUAAAAGUAAUCCGAUUACUGAGUUUGGGUAAUCCAAAAGUUACCUUACUGAUUACAAUUUCAGACAUGGAACUAGUAACUGUAAUGAUUACAUUUAGAAAGUAACCUACCCUGCCGCUAUAAUGACCCAGACAAGGUUUCAAAACAUUUUAUUACAAGAGACUGUUGACAGAACAAACACAGCGUAUGAGGCACUGCUGAAUGUUUGCUUUUUCUUUUAACAGAUGUUUGCCUGCGCCAAGUCCCUGUACAUCUCCGACACAGACAAAAGGAAGCACUUUCGCCUGGUCCUCAAGCUCUUCCUUGGCAACGGGCAGGAGAUUGGCUCCUUCCUCAGUAAACUGAUCAAAGUUAUCUCCAAACCGUCCCAGAAGAGGCAGUCUAUGAAGAACGCUGACUGUGAGUGAAAGGUGAUCCUAAAGUGCCACAGUCCCCAGGGUCACAGUAGGGCUAGAGUGGAGGUGCAGGUUGCCACUCCUAGUUAGGCCAGACAUUUGACCUUAUGAUCUAAGAGCACACAAUACGAGUCCAGUUGUGUUGACAUAGGCUCCUACCCCUUGCGAGAUAAAAGGGAGAGGCGCCAGAGAGGUUUGACAGCUGAGAUCACCCGUAGGAUGAAUGUCGAAUUUCUCACCCGUAGGAGAAUGCGUCACGGUGCACUGUGUGUGAAAGGAAAACAUACCCACAAUUGUCAUGCUGCAUCAGUCAUUAAUGAGAAUGGUGUAUGCUUAUUUGUGGGCUUAUUUGUGAUGUGUAUUUAUUUACAUUUGACAUUUUAGUCAUUUAGCAGACGCUCUUAUCCAGAGCGACUUACAGUUAGUGAGUGCAUACAUUUAUUUUUUUUCAUACUUUUUUUCAUACAUACAAAUACAUGUAUGUGUAUUUGAGGUAGGGAAAUGCGUCAUGUGCACAACAUGUGGAAGUGAAAUGUAUUUGUCAUGCUGCAUACUACGGCUAUGUGUGUGUGUGUGUGUACACACGUCUGUAUGUUUGCGUGUGUGUCCAUUUGCAGUGUGUAUUUCCGCGGGGUCGAGGGUGGCUCUGUUCAACCGCUUGCGGUCCCAAACGGUCAGCACACGUUACCUGGCCGUAGAACGAGGGGCCUUUGUAGCCAGUGCCAGACAGUGGACCGCAUUUACAGUCACUCUAGGUAUGAACGGCUGUCUGAACCGCUGUCUCUCAGUCCUCCAUCUACACACUCUCUCUCUCUUUACUGCUGUGGGCAGAAUGACUUGUCAGAGCCCUUAUGAAAGGAAUACGUAAAUCUUCUAGCUGGUGGUAAUGCUGGGACAAUAUUUGUUUUCCAUCAUGAAAUAAAUAAAAAACUUUGCUAAUGCAGUAAUGUAUUCCAAGACAGACUUUGCAACCUUUCUCUGAUUGGAAUCAUAUCCCAAAAACUAAGAUCAAGCUCACCUCAGAAGUAGACUCCAUAGACUCAUCUGUUUUUCAUGUUUUCAUCCUACUGCUACUCAUUCACUUACAUUAUGUUUUAACUUAUUUGUCUGUCUGUCUGUCUGUCUGUCUGUCUGUCUGUCUGUCUGUCUGUCUGUCUGUCUGUCUGUCUGUCUGUCUGUCUGUCUGUCUGUCUGUCUGUCUGUCUGUCUGUCUGUCUGUCUGUCUGUCUGUCUGUCUGUCUGUCUGUCUGUCUGUCUGUCUGUCUGUCUGUCUGUCUGUCUGUCUGUCUGUCUGUCUGUCUGUCUGUCUGUUCUGUCUGUCUGUCUGUCUGUCUGUCUGUCUGUCUGUCUGUCUGUCUGUCUGUCUGUCUGUCUGUCUGUCUGUCUGUCUGUCUGUCUGUCUGUCUGUCUGUCUGUCUGUCUGUCUGUCUGUCUGUCUGUCUGUCUGUCUGUCUGUCUGUCUGUCUGUCUGUCUGUCUGUCUGUGUGCGCAGUCGAGGACCAGCAUGCUGACUCAGGAGAGUUCACGGUGUGUGAGGGCUUCAUCUGCUACGGCUGUGUGGUUCAGCUGGUCUGCACUGACUCCGGGGUGGCCCUGCCCCCAAUGGUAAACACUCGCACAUGCACAAUAAUUGGAUAUCACCUCAAUGGUACCAUUAUACUGGAGACCUUGGUAGCUGCAGUUCAGUAUUCUUUACAUGCUGUAGUCUGACCACCUUAAUUCCACUGUAUUUCAUAAUUGGGGAAAAUAAUCGUGUUAUAGUUUUUCCUUCUCGUAAGAACUCUGAGCAGAUGUUAUAUGGUUUGCUGCACAGCAGAAUUCUAUUGUUAUUAUUGUCUUGCUCAUGUUCAUAGGAUGGGAUUAUUUUUAGGCAACCCCUCAUGGCAAUUGGGUGAUCAGACCGCUUUCACGUACCCCCAAAUUGGCAUUUGAAUAAUACAGCUGAUGGUUUAGAGUAACAUACACCUACAUUGUACACCUAUACAUGUUAUUUUAGUUGAGGUAAAUUGCUGACUGUUUUAUUUUCUUUUGGAGUGGCUUGUAUAUUUUCCUAUUUAAACUCUAGCGUGCUCUCUACCACGUUCACUGUGUUUGCUUACGGUUUGGUUCAGCUCAGGGCUUUGGAGGGAGAUGAAAUAGUGGUAGCACACCGUCAUGCUGUAGACUGCAACCCCAGUGAUGCUCUCUCUGGUACACGCUUAGAAAAAAUGGUUCAAAAAGGGUUCUUUGGCUGUCCACAUAGUUCUCCUUUGAAGAACCCUUUUUGGUUACAGGUAGAACCCUUUCAGUUCCAUGUAGAACCCUCUGUGGAAAGGGUUUUACAUGGAACUCAAAAGGGUUCUACCUGGAACCAAAAGGACAGCCGAAGAACCGUUUUUAGGUUCUAGAUAGCACCUUUUUGUCUAAGAGUGUAGCUUAGGACCAGCCAGGAGUUCUCUAUGAUGUGAAGAUGAUACCUUGGCUUGCCCUGACAGGAAGAAACAAUCUUAUUCAGGGGCCUCCUCCAGACAUAACAUCAUCUAAGCCCAUCUAAGUCAUGUUAUUAACAAAGCUAUCAUGUCGUAUAUAGAUUUAAUAAAGGUCCAGUUUAUUUUAAAAAGAGAGGAAACCAACGGUGUGUCAUAUUGGAUGAUGGAUUCCAUUAGAUUCCUAUCAUACUAGUACAUAUAUUUCUUAUUGUUGUAGUUUAUUUUUUUUAAAGAGAGGAGGCCAAUGAUGUGUCAAAAGGAUGAUGGAUUCUGUUAGAUCCUUGAUGUUUUUGGAUUCCCUCCAGGUGAUCCGCAAGGUGAACAAGCAGCACACCAUCCUGGAUGUGGACGAGCCCGUCUCCCAGCUCCACAAGUGUGCCUUUCAGUUCAAGGACAACAGCCAGAUGUACCUCUGCCUGUCUAAUGAGAGAAUCAUACAGUACCAGGUUAAUAUUACCCUAUUCACACGAUUGUGCCGACCCAAGCCUGCGCUUGCUCUGAUAUUUUCUGUUCACAUUAUCCUUUUCAGCACGGUUCCAGCAAUAGUGGGUGGUAUUGGGUAACCAGACCAGCUUAGUACAGCUUGGUUUGGCUUUGCUCGGUUUGACUCAGUAGUGUGAAAAGUCCUUAUGAGAGGUAAAAUGUCACUCUAGGGACAUGAUGAUACAGGUCCAUGCUAUAACUCUCGCUAGCUCUCGCAAUCAUUAUUUAGCCCAGAAUUAGGUCACAGACCUACAUUAGUAGCUAAGGGACAGUGUCACUGAACCUUCUCCUCAGGCCCUGGGUUCACUAGCAGUGAGACAGUUGUGGAAUGGGGGGUGGGGGGUGGGGAUGGGAGGGGGGGGUUCAAUGGGAAUGGGGCAUGGAGGCGUUAACCUCUUCACCUUGGGUCUUCCCAGGUCUCAUCCAGUCUGAGGGAGCAGAGCAGAGAGGUGCUGAAUGAUGGAUCAUGUUGGACCAUAAUCGGUACAGAAGCAGUGGAGUAUACGUUCUCUGAGGGCUUGGCCUGCGUUCAGGGCUCGGUCAGCCCAAUACCUGUCAUCACAGGACUGGAGGUGAGGUCUUAACACUACUGAAGCUGACAAAAAAAUCAAAUGAGGAAUAAGGAACUGCAGUGAUUCAAGGCUGAUUUGCACCUUGUUUUCUGUUCCUGUCAAUAAGACAAGAAAGUGUGGGUUUUUUAUGUAAAUUGUCACUGUACCAUUUAAGAGACGUGGAUGGGGGAAAUGAGUACUGUAUAAGAGUACUGUACAAUAUAGUACCCAAAUAAUACAGUACUACAACUACUACUAUUGGUAGACUCCCCUUGUAGGUAGAUCAUUCCAGUUUUCAGAAUAAGAAGUGUGUGUGUGAGGGUAGUAAAAAAACAAAACAAAAAAGUGUAAUGUUGAUAUGAUGGUUUGAUUGAAUUAAUGUUGAACGUGUCCUUUUAGGUGAAUGGUGGAGGACAUGUAGCCAUGCUAGAAGUACAUGGAGAAAACUUUGGCCCCCAUCUGAAAGUUUGGUUUGGAAAUGUGGAGGCAGAAACUAUGUUAAGGUGAAUUUUAAAUCUUACAAGUAAUUGUUCUUGUUCCAUAAUCAAGUAAAUGCAAUGCCUCAACCAGACCAGUGUUGUGUCCUUACAAAGUAGGACACAUAUAAAAUGCCCAGUGCAAACUUGUUGUUUCAAGUUACUAAUACCUGUGUAAUUGUUGUAGUUACCAGGGUUAUAGGCUUCAUGGCUCUCUGGCCUAUUUUAGUUUGCAUUGCCUAGUUGCGUUUUAUGGCCACUUCCAGGUGAAUGUAGUCUGUUCCUGAGGAUUACAAGCACACCAAAGAGCACUUGGAGAGGCCCCAGUCUUAUUUAAAACUUCCGCUCUCAUUCAUUUUACCACAUGAACUCCAGGUGGUACAUGGGACAACACAAGUAUACAACACAAAUUUACUGAUAUUUCCACACUAUGAGGUCAAAAUAACACUCAAAUUGUGAAAAUUAUGAUAAAAUAAAAUAAAAUGUUAUUUGUCACAUGCGCCGAAUACAACAGGUAUUCUAUCACGUUUCAGGAGAAGACCCAGACGCAAACAGUGUUGAAGUAACAAAAGUUUACUACAAAAACAGGGGGCAGGCAAACGACAGGUCAAGGGCAGGUCCGUAAUCCAGAUCAGAGUCCAAAAGGUACAGAACGGCAGGCAGUCUCAGGGUAUGCCGACCUCUUCCUCUUACUCCGGGAAGAACAGGGGCUGAUAACCCAGGGAACACUCAAAGGGUGAAAGACCCAUGGCAGAGCAGGGAAGGGUGUUGCGACGUAUUUGACCCACACUAGUUGCUGGCUCCAGGUGGUGUUGUUGGCGGAGACCAGGCAGCGCAGAGUCGUCUCCAGGUCUUGGUUGGCUUGCUCCGACUGGGCGUUGGACUGAGGGUAGAAGCCGGAGGACAGGCUGACCGACGACACAAUGAGUGUGCAGAACACCUUCCAGAACCGGGACGUGAACUGAGGACCCCGGUCGGAGACCAUGUCCACUGGGAGUCCAUGGAUCCGGAAGAUGUGCUGCACCAUGAGGUGGGUCGUCUCUUUGGUGGAGGGUAGCUUGGGGAGAGGAAUGAAGUGGGUGGCUUUGGAAAACUGGUCCACAACUGUCAGGAUGGUGGUGUUGCCAUCAGACGGGGGAAGACCUGUGACAAAGUCCAGGGAUUAGUGAGACCAGGGACAGUGAGGAACAGGCAGAGGUUGGAGGAGACCAGCCCGAGCAUGCCGAGGAGUCUUGUUCUGCGCAUAGAUCGUGCAGGCGGCGACGAAUGUGGAGAUGUCAGGAAGCAUGGUAGGCUACCAAAAGCGUUGUCGCACAAAGGCCAGGGUCCGACGGGAGCCCGGGUGACAGGCAAGCCUGGAGGCCCACUCCAGGACCGAGAAGUGGACAGUGUCAGGAACAACCCCCCCCCCCCCCCUUCCCUAUUCCCCAACUGAGAGCCAUCGCCAAGCACGAGGUGGGAAGGACGGUCUCGGAUUCUGGGAGUGUAGCCGCGGGGUCAUAGCAGCGUGACAGCGCAUCUGGCUUGACAUUCUUGGAUCCCGGUCGGUAUGAGAGGGAAGUUGAACCAUGUGAAAAGCAGGACCCACCUAGCUUACCUGGAAUUCAGACACUUGGCGGUGCGAAGAUAUUCAAAGUUAUUGUGGUCUGUCCACACAAUGAAUGUAUGUUCCGCCUCCUCCAGCCAGUGCCUCCACUCCUCCAACGCCAUCUUCACCGCGAGAAGCUCAUUCCCCACAUCGUAAUUCCUCUCCGUGGUGUUGAGGCGAUGGGAGAAGAAGGCUGUAACUUGAGGUCCAGGGCCCAACGCUGGGACAGGACCGCCCCCACUCCGACAUCCGAAGCAUCGGCCUCCACCACGAACUGGCAGGACGAGUCAGGAUGAACAAAGAUGGGAGCAGUGGUGAAAUGGUGUUUGAGGUCCCGGAACGCCCAGUCAGCAGCUGGAGACCAUGUGAACGGAACCUAGGGAGAGGUGAGUGCAGACAAAGGGGAAGCUAGGGUGCUGUAACCCCGGAUAAAGCAGCUAUAAAAGUUGGAGAAUCCCAGGAAACGUUGCCGCUGCACUUUGGAAGUAGGCUGGGGCCAAUUUUACACCGCUCUCACCUUCCCGGGAUCCAUCUGUACAUUCCCUGCAGCGAUGAUGUACCCGAGGAAGGAGAUGAUGGAGUGAUGGAAUUCGCAUUUCUCCGCUUUCACAAAUAGCUGGUUCUCCAGGAGGUGAUGGAGGACCUGUCGGACGUGGAGCACGUGUUCUUGGGCGGAACGGGAGAAGACGAGGAUGUCGUCGAGGUAGACGAAGGCGAACUGUUUUAACAUGUCGCGGAGAGCAUCAUUAACAGGGGCCCCCAGCUGGAGCAUCGGUAAGGCCAAAUGGCAUGACCAGAUACUCGUAGUGACCACUGGCCGUGUUGAAGGCAGUCCACCACUCGUCCCCCUCCCGUAUCAGCACCAGGUGGUAGGCGUUCCGUAGGUCCAGCUUGGAGAACACGUUGGCCCCCUGGAGCGGCUUCAAGGCCAAGGAGAUGAGUGGUAGCGGGUAGCUGUUCUUCACUGUGAUGUCAUUGAGGCCCCGGUAGUCGAUGCACGGGCGGAGCGUUUUGUCCUUCUUCUCCCCAAAGAAGAACCCUGCGCCGGCGGGGGAGGCAGAAGGAUGGAUUAACCCGGCAGCUAGGGAGUCCUCCAUGUAGGUCUUCAUAGCCUUGGUCUCCAAUUCCUGACAGCGAGUACAGUCGUCUCCGGAGCGAAGUGGUGCCUGGGAGAAGGUUGAUUCCGCAGUCGUAGGGUCGUGCGACAGAAGUGAAGUGGCCCGGGCCUUACUGAACACCUUCCGGAGGUCCUGGUACUCCGCGGCAAUGGUGGAGCGGUCCGAGGCAACUUCCAAGCCCCCAGGAAGAUGUCCCGGGGCAGUCUGCGCUGACUUCAGGCAAUGAGAGUGGCAGAACAGGCUCCAGCCCAUGAUGGCACCAGUAGACCAGACAAUAAAGAGGUUGUGUCGCUGGAGCCAAGAGAAAUCCAAUACCACAGGAACCUGAGGAGACUUAAUUAGCAGGAAUUGGAUCGUCUCGCUGUGGUUCCCUGAUACUCGUAGGUUGAUGGGGGUGGUAUUGUGGGUGACCCGGCCUAUAGAGUGCCCGUCCAGCACUCUAACGUCCAUGGGAAUGGAGAGGGGCUGAGUGGGGAUGCCCAGCUCGGAUGCCAGGGUAGCAUCCAUAAAGCUCUCAUCGGCCCCAGAGUCGAUGAGUACCAGGAUAGUUUUCGACUGGUACCCCCACAGCAAGAUGGUAUGAAAGUGGGUGCGAGUAAGGGGAGAGGAAAAGUUAUCCGUAUGGCCCACCAGAGUACUCGCUCCUACCGGUCUUGGUCUUUUAGUGGACAAGUGGACCGAAAAUGACCAGUAGUCACGCAAUACAGGCAACUCUUCGUGUGAAGCCUGUAUUGCCAUUCGGCUGGAGACAACCUAGCUCUGCCUAGUAGCAUCGGCCCGCGAAGAGGUGAAUCGGCAGACUUCGGAGACUCUCGGGGGAACUCGGGUUCUCUCGGCAAUGGAGAAGUCGGGGACUUCUGGGAUGCCUCGGAGGUGAGGUGGAAUCCUUCCUCUUCUUCUUCAUUCCCGUAGUCGCCCAUCGAUCCGAAUGGUCAAGGCGAUGAGUGAGUCGAGAUCCGUCAGUAGUUCCGGAGCUGCAAGCUCAUCCUUUACUUCCUCCGAUACUCCGUGCAGGAACAUGUUGAACAGCGCUUCCGGGUUCGAGGCACACUCAGCUGCCAACGUUCGGAAAUCCACUGCAUCGUCUGCCACACUGCGGGAUUCUUGCCGAAGCUGGAGUAACUUCCGGGCAGCCUCUCUCCUGGACAAUGGAGUAUCGAAAACCUUCUUUACCUCUGCUGUUUGAAAAAAGCGCCUGGAAUUUUAGCCUGUUCAGAUGGGUUGGUGUUUUUGGCCCGCCGCAUAACGUCACCAGGCGGUCUGAUUGUAAUCGACCAAUGACAGUUCAUCUUUGAUUUGUGUUUCUCCUACUACUACUGCCAGUCACGCACGGUUAAAUUGGUACAUUUACAUUUACAUUUUAGUCAUUUAGCAGACGCUCUUAUCCAGAGCGACUUACAGGAGCAAUUAGGGUUAAGUGCCUUGCUCAAGGGCACAUUAACGUCAUUUAGCAGACGCUCUUAGCCAGAGCGACUCACAAAUUGGUGCGUUCACCCUAUAGCCAGUGGGAUAACCACUUUACAAUUGGGGGGGGGGGGGGGGGGGGGGGGGUGGGUAGAAGGAUUCCUUUAUCCUAUCCCAGGUAUUCCUUAAAGAGGUGGGGUUUCAAAUGUCUCCGGAAGGUGGUGAGUGACUCCGCUGUCCUGGCGUCGUGAGGGAGCUUGUUCCACCAUUGGGGUGCCAGAGCAGUGAACAGUUUUGACUGGGCUGAGCGGGAACUAUGCUUCCGCAGAGGAAGGGGAGCCAGCAGGCCAGAGGUGGAUGAGCGCAAUGCCCUCGUUUGGGUGUAGGGACUGAUCAGAGCCUGAAGGUACAGAGGUGCCGUUCCCCUCACUGCUCCAUAGGCAAGCACCAUGGUCUUGUAGCGGAUGCGAGCUUCAACUGGAAGCCAGUGGAGUGUGCGGAGGAGGGGGGUGACGUGAGAGAACUUGGGAAGGUUGAACACCAGACGGGCUGCGGCAUUCUGGAUGAGUUGUAGGGGUUUAAUGGCACAGGCAGGGAGGCCAGCCAACAGCGAGUUGCAGUAGUCCAGACGGGAGAUGACAAGUGCCUGGAUUAGGACCUGUGCCGCUUCCUGUGUAAGGCAGGGUCGUACUCUCCGAAUGUUGUAGAGCAUGAACCUGCAGGAGCGGGUCACCGCCUUGAUGUUGGCGGAGAACGACAGGGUGUUGUCCAGGGUCACGCCUAGGCUCUUCGCACUCUGGGAGGAGGACACAGCGGAGUUGUCAACCGUGAUGGCGAGAUCAUGGAACGGGCAGUCCUUCCCCGGGAGGAAGAGCAGCUCCGUCUUGCCAGGGUUCAGCUUGAGGUGGUGAUCCGUCAUCCAUACUGAUAUGUCUGCCAGACAUGCAGAGAUGCGAUUCGCCACCUGGUUAUCAGAAGGGGGAAAGGAGAAGAUUAGUUGUGUAUCGUCAGCGUAGCAAUGAUAGGAGAGACCAUGUGAGGAUAUGACAGAGCCAAGUGACUUGGUGUAUAGGGAGAAAAGGAGAGGGCCUAGAACUGAGCCUUGGGGGACACCAGUGGUGAGAGCACGUGGUGCGGAGACAGCUUCUCGCCACGCCACUUGGUAGGAGCGACCGGUCAGGUAGGACGCAAUCCAGGAGUGAGCCGCGCCGGAGAUGCCCAGCUCGGAGAGGGUGGAGAGGAGGAUCUGAUGGUUCACAGUAUCAAAGGCAGCAGACAGGUCUAGAAGGACAAGAGCAGAGGAGAGAGAGUUAGCUUUAGCAGUGCGGAGAGUCUCCGUGACACAGAGAAGAGCAGUCUCAGUUGAAUGACCAGUCCUGAAACCUGAUUGGUUUGGAUCAAGAAGGUCAUUCUGAGAGAGAUAGCAAGAGAGUUGGCUAAAGACGGCACGCUCAAUAGUUUUGGAAAGAAAAGAAAGAAGGGAUACUGGUCUGUAGUUGUUGACAUCAGUGGGGUCGAGUGUUGGUUUUUUGAGAAGGGGAGCAACUCUCGCUCUCUUGAAGACGGAAGGGACAUGGCCAGCGGUCAAGGAUGAGUUGAUCAGCGAGGUGAGGUAGGGGAGAAGGUCACCGGAGAUGGUCUGGAGAAGGGAGGAGGGGAUGGGGUCAAGCGGGCAGGUUGUUGGGCGGCCUGCAGUCACAAGUCGCAGGAUUUUAUCUGGAGAGAGAGGGGAGAAAGAAGUCAAAGCAUAGGGUAGGGCAGUGUGAGCAGGACCAGCAGUGUCAUUAGACUUAACAAACGAGGAUCGGAUGUCGUCAACCUUCUUUUCAAAGUGGUUGACGAAGUCAUCCACAGAGAGAGAGGAGGGGGGGGGGGGGGGGGGGAGGAUUCAGGAGGGAGGAAAAUGUGGCAAAGAGCUUCCUAGGGUUAGAGGCAGAUGCUUGGAAUUUAGAGUGGUAGAAGGUGGCCUUAGCAGCAGAAACAGAUGAAGAAAAUGUAGAGAGGAGGGAGUGAAAAGAUGCCAGGUCGGCAGGGAGUUUAGUUUUCUUCCAUUUCCGCUCCGCUGCCCGGAGCUCUGUUCUGUGAGCUCGCAGUGAGUCAUCAAGCCACGGAGCUGGAGGGGAGGACCGAGCCGGCCGGGAGGAUAGGGGACACAGAGAGUCAAAGGAUGCAGAAAGGGAGGAGAGGAGGGUUGAGGAGGCAGAAUCAGGAGAUUGGAGGGAGAAGGAUUGAGCAGAGGGAAGAGAUGAUAGGAUGGAAGAGGAGAGAGUAGUGGGAGAGAGAGAGCGAAGGUUGCGGCGGCGCAUUACCAUCUGUGUAGGGGCAGAGUGAGUAGUGUGGGAGGAGAGCGAGAGAGAAAAGGAAACAAAGUAGUGGUCGGAGACAUGGAGGGGAGUUGCAGUGAGAUUAGUAGAGGAGCAGCAUCUAGUGAAGAUGAGGUCAAGCGUAUUGCCUGCCUUGUGAGUAGGGGGGGACGGUGAGAGGGUGAGGUCAAAAGAGGAGAGGAGUGGAAAGAAGGAGGCAGAGAGAAAUGAGUCAAAUCCUCCUCAUGUUGACAUGCACAGGAGAGAGGUAGGUAGUUAUACUUGGCCAAAAGCAAGAGAGAUUGUACAGUAGUAGUUGGCUGCAAGGCAGCAAUUUUUUGUUUGCACUUCCACUUGUUUGUCUUCCUUCAGAACAAUCACUUUGUCUGAUUUGGCAAAUGCACAGUAAACUUAAUCAGGUUAGCUAGCUAGCUAGACUUACACCAGUCAGUGGAUUUGCAGCUGUCAUCUUCCAUCAAGGUUCUGUCCCAUACAUCUAGCAUCCGGCAGAGGCAGGCGGCAGCAGGGAGCAACAUUGCAAGAAGUAA